CGCUUUAACAGGGCUGAUGGGAUUUCGGAAUGCUCGAUCUGUCACUAGCUGGAGUGUUAUUUUGUUGAUGACGGCGGAUUGAUUGGCAGCCAUCUGGUUUAAGCCACAGGAAGGAUUUCCACCAUCAUGCAGAAGGUGGAGAGACCAGAUCUCAUGACCUACCAACCUCACCUCACCUACUCACCAGAGAGAUCCCUUUCUCCUCCCUCCAUCUCUCCUCCCUCUCCCGAGCUGAAGAUGUGUAGGGAGGAUGGAGGGUCUCCAGGAGGCUCCACAAUGCAGCUCCGGAAGACAUCCAUUCCCCUACAGCAGCAUUUCCACAGGCCAGAUAAUGGUGCCAACAUCUACAUGAAGCUGCCUAAUUUUAAACAGGAGGUCAGCAAGCAGAAGGUGAUGGGCAGCAUUAUCCAGUCGUCUAAGUUCCCAGCAGCUCAGAAACCAGACCCCAACCUGCCCUCAAAGAUAGAGACAGAGUACUGGCCCUGUCCUCCCUCACUGGCUGCUAUGGAGAUCGAGUGGAGGAAGAGGAAGGAGGAAGAGGAAGAGGGGAAGGAUGAGUUUGAAGUCCUGACUGAUGACGCCAAGACACGACAGGAGCAGGAGCUCCACAAGAUCAAGUCUAACCUGGGCAGGCUGAUCCUGAAGGAGGAGAAGGAGGAGCAGGAGAAGGCUCUACUUGACCGCAGGAAGACGCAGUCACUGCCAGACAGAACACACAUGCACACAAGUUUCUCCUUGAAGUUGUCCUCCAGCUCAGGUCUGACCAGGAUGCAGCCUGCAGAGUUCACUACAGAGGGAAAUCAGGGCAAAACAGCUGAACAGAAUGGAGAGGCACCGCGGGAAAGGAUGGACAGAGGAAACUCACUGCCAAGUAUGCUGGAACAGAAGAUCUACCCAUAUGAAAUGCUCAUAGUCACCCACAGAGGGCGCUGCAAGCUGCCGCCAGGCGUGGACCGUACCAGACUGGAGAGACACCUGUCUCCUGAGGACUUUGAGCAUCUGUUCGGAAUGCCCAUCGCCGAGUUUGACCGUCUGUCACUAUGGAAACGAAAUCAUUUGAAAAAGAAUGUUCAACUUUUCUAGCAGAAAGUGACCUUAUCCAUCACAGGAAACAGGAACCGCUCCACUGCCUAACGAAGAAUACCCCACAACACCAAACUAUCACACCCUAACUAACCAUAUAUAUGUCACAUCCUAACUACUCCUAUAUCACUGUAGCCAUAUUCUACCUGUAUGUUCCGUUAUAUCCUCUAGGGCUCUAUUCAAUCAGAUCCGCUUUUGCCGACAUCUGCAUAGCGGUUGUUUUGGCGGUGUCAGAGGUAGAACUGCACUAGAGCUGUCAAAUCCACAAGCACCUCCUGGCAUUCUACCUAAAGCGGACAUUACCAUUGGUUGCACAGAGUUGCAUUAAGAGAAAUCCCAUGUAGCCUUGUUUACAAGUUGGAAGACUGGAAUGUGAGAUGUAAUCUAUACCUACAUUUGGUUGAUAGAAAACAUCAUCAUUUAGUUUAGUGAUUUUCAAUUUGAGCGUCAUUAUUUCUAUAUGGCCUACAUUCUGAACUUCUAACGCGAGUGGGAUGGGUGCGGCUGCGUGACAAUGAUCAAGAGCAGCUGAUCAUGUUUUAACAUCUCCAACUUAGUUACACCUCCAAAACAUCAGCUAUGCGAGUGUCUGCUGUCGCUGGUUAAUGCUGGAUCUGAUUGAAUCUGGGCCCUAGUCUCACUGGCUUUGAUAUAGAGCAUCAGUACAGAGACAAGCCUGACCCAAGUCUUACCCCUAAUCCUAACCGAUCUGAUCAUAAGCAUUGAGAAUCUCCUAGUAUCUACUGCCUCCGCACCACAUACACACACACAGAUGUACAUACUGUACACACACUAUCUGGCCACACAAUAAUUAUCACUGCUUUUAAUACAACUAGAAAUGGGAAAAUAUUAUUAGUAAAUCUACAGUGCAUUCGGUAAGUAUUCAGACCUUCUCUUUUUUCCACAUUGUUACGUUACAGCCUUAUUCUUAAAUGGAUUUUAAAAAACAAACAUCAUGUUUACAUAAGUUUUCAGACCCUUUACUCAGUGUUUUGUUGAAGCACCUUUGGCAGUGAUUGUCUUCUUGGGUAGGACACAACAAGCUUGGCACACCUUUAUUUGGGGAGUUUCUCCCAUUCUUCUCUGCAGGUCCUCUCAAGCUCUGUCAGGUUGAAUGGGGGGUGUCGCUGCACAGCUAUUUUCAGGUCUCUCCAGAGAUGUUCAAUCGGGUUCAAAUCCAGGCUCUGGCUGGGCCACUCAAGGACAUUCAGAGACUUGUCCCGAAGCCACUCCUGCAUUGUCUUGGCUGUGUGCUUAGGGUCCUGUUGGAAGGUGGACCUUCGCCCCAGUCUGAGGCUCUGAGCACUCUGGAGCAAGUUUUCAUCAAGGAUCUCUCUGUACUUUGCUCUGUUCAUCUUUCUCUUGAUCUUGACUAGUCUCCCAGUUCCUCCCGCUGAAAAACACCCCCACAGCAUGAUGCUGCCACCACCAUGCUUCACUGUAGGGAUGGUAUUGGCCAGGAGAGGAGUAGUUCCUGGUUUCCUUCAGACGUGUUACUUGGCAUUGAGGCCAAAUAAUUGGUUUCAUCAGACCAGAGAAUCUUGUUUCUUAUGGUCAGAGUCCUUUAGGUGCCUUUUGGCAAACUCCAAGUGGGCUGUCAUGUUGCUUUUACUUAGGAGUGGCUUCCGUCUGGCCACUCUACCAUAAAGGCCUGAUUGGUGGAGUGCUGCAGAGAUGGUUGUCCUUUUGGAAGAUUCUCCCAUUCCCACAAAGGAACUCUGGAGCUCUAUCAGAGUGACCAUCGAGUUCUUGGUCACCUCCCUGACCAAGGCCAUUUCCUCUGAUUGCUCAGUUUUUCCCGGACGGCCAGCUCUAGGAAGAGUCGUGGUGGUUCCAAACUUUUUCCAUUUAAGAAUGAUGGAGGCCACUGUGUUUAAUGCUGGAGAUAUGUUUUGGUACUCUUCCCCAGAUCUGUACCUCGACACAAUCCUGUCUCGGCGCUCUACGGACAAUUCCUUCAACCUCAUGGCUUGGUUUUUGCUCUGAUAUGCACUGUCAACUGUGGGACCUUAUAUAGACAGGUGUGUUCCUUUCCAAAUCAUGUCCAAUCAAUUGAAUUUACCACAGGUGAACUCCAAUAAAGUUGUAGAAACAUCUCAAGUAUAAUCAAUGGAAACAGGUUGCACCUAAGCUCAAUUUUGGGUCUCAUAGCAAAUGGUCUGAAUACUUGUGUAAAUAAGGUGUUUGUAUUUUUAAUAAAUUGGCAACAUUUCUAAAAACCUGUUUUUGCUUUGUCGUUAUGGGGUAUUGUGUGUAGAUUGAGGGAAAAACCUUUAUUUUUUUGAAUAAGUGUAAAGGUUGUCGUAGUCGUUCUCCUCCUCAGACGAGGAGGAGCAUGGAUCGGACCAAGAUGCGGAGUAGUAGGUAUUCAUGUUUUAAUGGCAAACCAACAAACACUACAAAUUAACAAAACAACAAACGUGACUAACCUGCAACAGUCCUAUGUGGCACAAACACUGACACAGGAACAAACACCCACAAAACACCAGUGAAACCCUGGCUGCCUUAGUAUGACUCUCAAUCAGAGACAAACGAUACACACCUGUCUCUGAUUGAGAAUCAUACCAGGCCGAACACAAAAACCCAACAUAGAAAUAGAAAACAUAGACUGCACACCCAAAACUCACGCCCUGACCAAUAAACACAUACAAAACAAGAGAAAACAGGUCAGGAACGUGACAAUAAGGCUGUAAAGUAACAAAAUGUGGAGAAAGUAGAGUGGUCUGAAUACUUUCCGAAAGCACUGUAUGUUCAAACUUCACAUUAUCACUGUAAUUUGUUUUUACAUGAUUGAUCGACCAUGGUUCAUGUUUUAUAGAAAUGUUGUUGUGUAUUAGUACAGCUUUUUAUUCACGUUAAUAUAUUUCCUGGUGUGAACCCAUGACUGAGGUUGACAAAUAUGAUUAUUGUUAUUGUAUUCAUUUGAAAAGUAUUCUCUCUUAGUCCUUCAAAACAGAACAGCGCUAUUGUUUUAUUUUCAUGGUUCUUCUCAAAUCAGAAACAGGCUCUAAGAUCGUAGAAAAGGUUCUGAGACCAGUAGGACAUUCCUGGCGUCAAGAACACCAGAAAUGAUUAACAUUCCAAAUCCCACCCAGAACAAGACCCGUAAUCCAUAGUGUAUAUGCUGAACCAGCACAAAGUCUAGGGGAGGGUCUGGGUGGGCAUCUGACCACGGUGGUGGCUCAGGCUCUGGGCGAGGUCCCCACCCCACCAUAGUCACUCCCCGCUUCCGUAUCCCCCUCCAAAUGACCACCCUCCAGCUAAACCCACCUAAAUGAAGGGGCAGCAUCGGGAUAAGGGGCGGCAGCUCCGGGAUAAGGGGCGGCAGCUCCUGGCUGAGGGACUCCGGCAGGUCCUGGCUGAGGGACUCCGGCAGGUCCUGGCUGAGGGACUCCGGCAGGUCCUGGCUGAGGGACUCCGGCAGGUCCUGGCUGAGGGACUCCGGCAGGUCCUGGCUGAGGGACUCCGGCAGGUCCUGGCUGAGGGACUCCGGCAGGUCCUGGCUGAGGGACUCCGGCAGGUCCUGGCUGAGGGACUCCGGCUGGUCCUGGCUGGACGGCUCCGGCUGGUCCUGGCUGGACGGCUCCGGCUGGUCCUGGCUGGACGGCUCUGGCUGGUCCUGGCUGGACGGCUCUGGCUGGUCCUGGCUGGACGGCUCUGGCUGGUCCUGGCUGGACGGCUCUGGCUGGUCCUGGCUGGACGGCUCUGGCUGGUCCUGGCUGGACGGCUCUGGCUGGUCCUGGCUGGACGGCUCUGGCUGGUCCUGGCUGGACGGCACUGGCUGGUCCUGGCUGGACGGCUCUGAAGGCUCGGGACAGACGGGCAGCGCUGGGCAGGCAGACAGUUCAGACCACGCUGGGCAGGCAGGCAGUUCAGACAGCGCUGGGAAGGCAGACAGUACGGGCAGCGCUGAGCAGGCAAGCAGCGCAGGCUGCGUUGGGCAGACGGCCGACUCCGACCUGUUGAGGCGCACAGUAGGCCUGGUGCGUGGUGCCGGAACUGGAGGCACUGGGCUGGAGACAUGCACCACAGGGAGAGUGCGUGGAGGAGGAACAGGGCUCUGGAAACGCACUGGAAGCCUGGUGCGUGGAGUAGGCACUGGUGGUACUGAGCUGGGGUGGGAAGGUGGCACCGGAUAUACCGGACCGUGAAGGAGGACACGCGCUCUUGAGCACCAAGCCUCCCCAACCUUACCAGGUUGAAUGGUCCCCGUAGCCCUGCCAGUGCGGCGAGGUGGAAUAACCCGCACUGGGCUAUGCAGGCGAACCGGGGACACCACCUGUAAGGCUGGUGCCAUGUACGCCGGCCCAAGGAGACGUACUGGAGGCCAGAUACGUUGGGCCGGCUUCAUGACAUCCGGCUCGAUGCCCAACCUAGCCCUCCCAGUGCGGCAAGGUGGAAUAGCCCGCACUGGGCUAAGCACGCGUACUGGGGACACCGUGCGCUUUACCGCAUAACACGGGGUCUGACCAGUACGAUGCCCUCCCACUCCACGGUAAGCCCGGGGAGUUGGCUCAGGUAACCAACCCGGCUUCGCCACACUCCCCUUUAGCCCCCCCCCCCCCCCCAAAUUUUUGGGUGAGCCUCUCGGGCUUCCAGCCGCUCUGCCUUGCUUUAGCCUCAUAAAACCUCCUCUCCGCUUUCGCUGCCUCCAGCUCCGCUUUGGGGCGGCGACACUCCACUGGCUCUGCCCAGGGUCCUUUACCGUCCAGGAUCUCCUCCCAUGUCCAUUCCUCUUUUCCCCAUUGCUGUUGUUCCUGCCUUCCUUCUCCACUCCGCUUGAUCCUGUUUUGGUGGGUGUUUCUGUAAAGGUUGUUGUAGUCGUUCUCCUCCUCAGACGAGGAGGAGCAUGGAUCGGACCAAGAUGCGGAGUAGUAGGUAUUCAUGUUUUAAUGGCAAACCAACAAACACUACAAAUUAACAAAACAACAAACGUGACUAACCUGCAACAGUCCUAUGUGGCACAAACACUGACACAGGAACAAACACCCACAAAAUACCAGUGAAACCCUGGCUGCCUUAGUAUGACUCUCAAUCAGAGACAAACGAUACACACCUGUCUCUGAUUGAGAAUCAUACCAGGCCGAACACAAAAACCCAACAUAGAAAUAGAAAACAUAGACUGCCCACCCAAAACUCACGCCCUGACCAAUAAACACAUACAAAACAAGAGAAAACAGGUCAGGAACGUGACAAUAAGGCUGUAAAGUAACAAAAUGUGGAGAAAGUAGAGUGGUCUGAAUACUUUCCGAAAGCACUGUAUGUUCAAACUUCACAUUAUCACUGUAAUUUGUUUUUACAUGAUUGAUCGACCAUGGUUCAUGUUUUAUAGAAAUGUUGUUGUGUAUUAGUACAGCUUUUUAUUCACGUUAAUAUAUUUCCUGGUGUGAACCCAUGACUGAGGUUGACAAAUAUGAUUAUUGUUAUUGUAUUCAUUUGAAAAGUAUUCUCUCUUAGUCCUUCAAAACAGAACAGCGCUAUUGUUUUAUUUUCAUGGUUCUUCUCAAAUCAGAAACAGGCUCUAAGAUCGUAGAAAAGGUUCUGAGACCAGUAGGACAUUCCUGGCGUCAAGAACACCAGAAAUGAUUAACAUUCCAAAUCCCACCCAGAACAAGACCCGUAAUCCAUAGUGUAUAUGCUGAAUUUGGAAAAUGAAUAAAAUAAGUGUUGUAUUUUA
Messenger RNA from Salvelinus fontinalis (brook trout), 6760 nucleotides. RefSeq names its product dematin-like. The coding region runs from base 127 to 1083 and encodes 318 amino acids. Gene Ontology annotation, molecular function: actin filament binding. The transcript is spliced from 15 exons. Gene Ontology annotation, biological process: actin filament bundle assembly; cytoskeleton organization; lamellipodium assembly. The record is from RefSeq and is a predicted model, not a curated record. NCBI's taxonomy places the organism in Eukaryota, Metazoa, Chordata, Actinopteri, Salmoniformes, Salmonidae. Gene Ontology annotation, cellular component: plasma membrane; actin cytoskeleton.